Molecule: messenger RNA, 589 nt
Organism: Salarias fasciatus (jewelled blenny)
Lineage: Eukaryota; Metazoa; Chordata; Actinopteri; Blenniiformes; Blenniidae
Gene: mrpl41
Product: mitochondrial ribosomal protein L41
Exons: 2
Coding region: 60-467 (135 amino acids)
Biological process (GO): translation
Cellular component (GO): mitochondrial large ribosomal subunit
Molecular function (GO): structural constituent of ribosome
Source: RefSeq, a predicted model, not a curated record
GGAGAGCACGUUACUGAAGCGCGAGCCACGUUACGUGCAGCGGACCAAACAGUUCAAGCAUGGGCGUGUUAUCCAGGCUGCUGAGGGGUCUGGUGCGGGGCGCCGACCGAAUGUCGGAGUUCACCAGCAAGCGCGGAUCAAAGACUCACUACAAAGGGCGCGGAGCCAAGCCCACCGGCCUGCGGCUCUCCAGCCGCAAGUUCCUGUCCAUCAGGGCCAUGAUCCCCGAGUUCGUGGUGCCGCCGCUGGAGGGAUUCAAACUCAAGCCCUACGUGUCGUACCGCUGCACGGAGGGAACCGAGCCCCCGCUCACCGCGCAGAGCCUGUUCGAGGAAGUGGUGGCGCCUCAGAUCAGGAAAGACUUCGAGGAGGGAAAGUUCAGCAAGGACAGUCUGGAAAAGUACGGCUUCGAGCCCACGCAGGAGGGGAAGCUCUUCAAACUCUACCCCAAGAACUUUGUGCGAUAGAGACGCACGUGCACGGACUCACGGAUUAUUGGAAAGCUACAGAAAGUGAAGAGAAUAAAAGACUGUGUUGUUAUUUUUAUCAGCUGAGAUAAUAAAACCUGGUGGAUGUGAUUGUUGCUGAA